Molecule: messenger RNA, 1521 nt
Organism: Nerophis lumbriciformis (worm pipefish)
Lineage: Eukaryota; Metazoa; Chordata; Actinopteri; Syngnathiformes; Syngnathidae
Source: RefSeq, a predicted model, not a curated record
AUGGCUACUUUACCCGGAACAGUGCCUCGGAUGGUCCGCCCCACGCCGGGACAGAACUACCCACGAACCGGCUUCCCUUUGGAAGUCUCCACCCCACUGGGCCAGGGCCGGGUCAAUCAGCUGGGUGGCGUGUUCAUCAACGGGAGGCCGCUGCCCAACCACAUCCGGCACAAGAUUGUGGAGAUGGCCCACCACGGGAUUCGGCCGUGCGUCAUCUCGCGACAACUGCGCGUCUCGCACGGCUGCGUGUCCAAGAUCCUCUGCCGGUACCAGGAGACAGGCUCCAUCCGCCCGGGGGCCAUCGGAGGCAGCAAGCCCAGGCAGGUGGCCACUCCCGACGUGGAGAAGAGGAUCGAGGAGUACAAGCGCGAGAACCCGGGCAUGUUCAGCUGGGAGAUCCGGGAUAAGCUGCUGAAGGACGGGGUGUGCGACAGAAGCACAGUUCCUUCAGGUGAGGCUUCAUCUGUGAGCUCCAUCAGCCGCGUUUUGAGGGCCCGAUUUGGCAAAAAAGAUGACGAGGAUGACUGUGAUAAGAAGGAUGAAGACGGAGAAAAGAAAACAAAGCAUAGCAUCGAUGGCAUCCUCGGUGAUAAAUGUAACCGCACAGAUGACGGCUCGGACGUGGAUUCGGAGCCCGACUUGCCACUGAAACGCAAGCAAAGGCGUAGCCGCACUACCUUCACCGCCGAGCAGCUGGAGGAACUGGAGAAAGCCUUUGAGAGGACGCAUUACCCGGACAUUUACACCCGGGAGGAGCUGGCCCAGAGGACCAAACUGACAGAAGCCAGGGUGCAGGUGUGGUUCAGCAACAGACGAGCCAGAUGGCGUAAACAGGCCGGUGCCAAUCAGCUCGCUGCCUUUAACCACUUACUUCCCGGUGGAUUCCCGCCCACUGGCAUGCCCACUUUGCCCACAUACCAACUCCCAGAGUCUAGCUACCCCGGCACCACACUAUCACAAGACGGUGGCAGUACCUUGCACAGACCUCAACCCUUGCCCCCGUCAUCCAUGCACCAGGGAGGCCUGAGUGACAGCAGCUCGGCGUACGGCCUGUCGUCCAACCGCCACAGUUUCUCCAGCUACUCCGACUCCUUUAUGAGCCCCUCGGCUUCCGGCAACCACAUGAAUGCAGUCGGCAACGGGCUCUCCCCGCAGGUGAUGAGCAUCUUGAGCAACGGGAGCGCAGUGGCCUCGCAGCCGCAGCACGACUUCUCCAUUUCGCCGCUGCACGGCAGUCUGGACGCCUCAAACCCCAUCUCGGCUAGCUGCAGCCAGCGAUCAGACCCCAUUAAAGGUGUGGACAGCCUGGCCUCUUCGCAGUCUUACUGCCCCCCUACCUACAGCGCCACCAGCUACAGUGUGGACCCCGUCACCGCAGGCUACCAGUAUAGCCAGUAUGGACAGACUGCCGUAGACUACCUGGCUAAGAACGUGAGUUUGUCCACCCAAAGGAGGAUGAAGCUUGGCGACCACUCGGCCGUGCUUGGACUGCUGCAGGUGGAGACGGGUCAGGCCUACUGA